This is a messenger RNA of Schistocerca piceifrons (Central American locust), 1101 nucleotides long. RefSeq lists its product as uncharacterized. Lineage: Eukaryota; Metazoa; Arthropoda; Insecta; Orthoptera; Acrididae. The transcript is spliced from 9 exons. Bases 1 to 1101 code for a protein of 366 amino acids. The record is from RefSeq and is a predicted model, not a curated record.
AUGGCCGGCGAGCGCCGGAAGAGCAUUGUGCAGGGGCCGGGGUCCCAGGGGAUGCGGCCGCUGACCUGUAAGCAUCAAAAGGAACGCCGCCGGGUGCCAGUGUUAAUUAAUCGCUAUCAAAAGGCGGGCCGCCGCUGCGCCCCGUACGUCAUCGUUAUGGCGGUAAUCUGCGACGUCGAUCCACCUGGCUUACCUCGCGACCUCGCCGCGCUGGACGGCUUGUGGCCUGAGGGGGCAGCAGGAGCGCUGCCGCCGCGCCGACGUUGCUCCGUGUCCGCUGCCGUCGCGGCCAGUGCAGUGCGCCUCCGGACGCCAGGCGGCGCGACGCAUCCUGCACAGUGGGGGCGGCGAGGGAGCUGCCGGCACACGAGAUGGAGGAGGCUGGGACGGGCGCCGGCUGGUGGUGGCGGCGCGCGGGCGCUGCGGCUGGUACGCGUGCGCGUCCCGCCGCUGGUUGCUCGCGGCAUGACGGCGCGGCUCGAGUGCCGCUUUGAGCUGCAGCGGGACCGCCUCUACUCGGUCACGUGGUACAAGGACCACGAGGAGUUCUACCGAUACGUGCCGCGCGCGCCCACGCCGCAGCACAGCUACCGGCUCGAAGGCGUCCGAGUAGUCGACGAGCUGUCGGACAGCCAGCAGGUGAUCCUGCGCAGCGUCAGCCUGCGGGCCACCGGCGUCUACCGCUGCGAGGUGUCGGCCGAGGCGCCCUCCUUCACCUCGGUGCAUGGCGAGGGCCACAUGCAGGUCGUCUCGCUGCCGCACGAGGGCCCUGAGAUCUCCGGAGAGGUUGGCGGUGUGUUCCGGCAGGGCGACGUGCUCGCCCUCAACUGCACCUCCGGGCGCUCCUCGCCGCCGGCCAGGAUCCGCUGGUUCGUCAACGACCGCCAGGUUCCGCCGGCGCUGGAGGCGUCUGUGCAGCAGCACGGGCUGACGGCCACCGUGUCCGGGCUGCGCCUCGUCGUGUCCGAGCGCCACUUCUCCGCUGACGGCCGGCUGCGGGUUCGAUGCCAGGCGACGGUCACCGCGGGCGGCGGCCCGGACGCUGAGCCGCUGGUCGAGACACGGGAGGCCCUCGUCGUUGAUACAACUCUCUACUUGUAA